AUGCUUCACGCACAACCUCCACCUUCUGCAAACAUCAUUUCGAUUCUCUCAUGGUCAUUGGCCUUGGUUCGUUCUACAACUCCAAUUGUGGCUGUUUUAUUCCAUGGGAAGAUCAAGUAUAUUAUGUCGCGCCUCUUGUAUCGACCCAUAUAUAAAUCUCUACCGCGGCCGACAGGAGAGAGUAUGUUUGCUGGACUUGGGGUAGAAGCUCCUAUCUUGGAAUUUGACACUCCAGAUGACGCCGAAUUGAAUGGUCCAGUUCGCGGUGGAGAAGAAGAUACUCUACGAGCCCUUGAAGGAUUGCCCCCUUUAGAAAGAACAGAAUCUCGAUCUCGGCGCCAUACUAAUGCCUCGAUGAGCGUUGAUGAGGAUGAGGAUGCGCGACCAACACUAAUUAGCUUCGAUGUUGAUUCUACAUCUACACCAGCCGAACCGACUUUUGGUCUUGGAACAUGGUCGGCAGAGUUACGGAGUGCAAGCGAUCCCAACCAAUCGAAAGACAUCAAAUAUCGCAAAACCGGGCUUACUAUGCUUCCAACCAUACUUGCCGCAGAAGGGUUUAGAGAAUUGGCUGCUUCUAUUCUUAUAACACCGCUUGAAGCCUUAAUGAUACGAUUCAUUGGUAGGGCAUACGGGAACAGAGUUGGUAUCGAUUUGGCGGAUUUCUAUGAAAUAGGUUUCCAAAUGCCUAGCUUGAAGCAUCUGGUCGCUUCGUGGGCUUUUCAGUUUAUAGCAACAGGACUUGUCUGGAGCGGAUUUACCUUGGCUAUUGAGUAUAUUGCAAACAGAAAGAAGAAGAUAGCGCAGGGUAAACCAGCUGCUCUCGAGAGCGACUCUGACUGA
Sclerotinia sclerotiorum 1980 UF-70 is the source of this 843-nucleotide messenger RNA. RefSeq lists its product as hypothetical. Bases 1 to 843 code for a protein of 280 amino acids. Lineage: Eukaryota; Fungi; Ascomycota; Leotiomycetes; Helotiales; Sclerotiniaceae. The record is from RefSeq and is a predicted model, not a curated record. The transcript has a single exon.